GGGGUGAGGCAGCACAGAUGAAGCCUUUACCUGUCUAGGUAAGUCAGGAGGAGGUCAAAAGGAGAAGAAAACAGUAGGAGGCAGAAAACCUGCCCCUGUCUUCAUCUCUGCCCUUUGAAAAAAAAAGGGUAUUCCUUUCUUCUCUUCAUCCCCAAUCCUGUGGAGGCCCAGCUUGGGACAUUCUUCGCUUCCCUUCGCUUCCCCUCUGGGAGCCCCUUUUGCCACCCCUGAACCUUGCUUCAGGCGAUGCCUGAGAGGGAGCUGUGGCCAGCGGGGCCUGGCUCAGAACCCGUGACCCGCAUCAGCAGCUGCGACAGCAUGAUGAGCACCACCUCCACCCGUUCUGGAUCUAGUGACGGCAGCUACGACUUCCUGUCUGCUGAGGAGAAGGAGUGUCUGCUCUUCCUGGAGGAGACCAUCGGCUCACUGGACACCGAGGCUGACAGUGGAUUGUCCACUGACGAAUCUGAGCCAGCCACAACUCCCUGUGGUUUCCGAUCACUGCCCAUAACUCAACCUGUUCCUCGGGGAAAUCCAGAGGAGACCAUCAUUCAGCAAGGACCAGAGCCAAGAACAGUAACUCAGACCAGCUCAUCCUUUCCUCCUGAGCUCCAAGGCCUGGGCCUCAGGUCAGGCUCCUACAGCCUCCCCAGAAACAUCCACAUUGGCAGAAACCAGAACCUCAGGAAAAGCACCACCCAGGCCAACAGCCACAUCCCUGGAGAAUCUGAGAGGCUUACACCAGAGCCUGAGAAAGAGCAGGUCAGUCGGAACAGCCAGCCCAGCCAGGCACCAGCUGACCUCCGGAAAGCUGCCCUUGAUUUGGACGUGGUACUCAUCCCCCCACCAGAGGCUUUUCGGGACACUCAGCCACAGCAGUGCAGGAAAGACGGCCUGCCUGAGGGGCCAGGACUGCAGAGCCCCCAGCUUCACACGCCUUCCAUCCCCCAGAAGACAGAGCAGACUUCUUCAAAGACCAUGUCUCAAAAAGCCAAGGAAAAAUGCUCAACAGGGGACCCCAGACAACCAGGGCCUCCUCCUGCUGUGCCAUCUCAGAAUGUAAAAGCUGAAGAUGCACCCCUCCCAUCAGGGGAAGAUCGAAAUGCUGGACUGGCUCCCCUCACGGCCCCUAAGCUCCGGAAGCUGCCACCUAAUAUUGUUCUGAAGAGCAGCCGAAGUAGUUUCCACGGUGAUCCCCAGAAAUGGCUGCCCCGCCAUACUGAGGCUGUCCCUGGAGAGUCUGGCCUGGUCUCCUCUUUACUGCAAGAGCAAAGGAAAGCACGCAGAGAGGCACUGGAGAAGCUGGGGCUACCCCAGGACCAAGAUGAGUCCGGCCUCCACUUAAGUAAGCCUAGCAGCUCCUUCAGACUCAAGGAGACUCAUGCUCAGGGCCUUUCCCUAACUCCAGCUGCAGCUCCAUCUCAGGUCUCAGCAGUGGCCCCUGCUGCAGGGAAGUCUCCGGCUCCAGCCCCGGUUCGGGGACCUUCACCAGUGAAGGCUCCAGCUCCAGCUCAGGGGUCUUCUCCAGGCAAGGUUUUGGCUCCUGCCCAGGAACCCCCUCCAGGGAAUGUCACAGCUGCCCAAUCCAUGCCCAUUCCUAUCCCUAAGGCUCAAAGGGUAAAUAACCCUCUGACUCAGCCAAAGCCAGACUCAGGGCUGACUCUCCAGGAGAGCAGCAUCCCUGGCCUGAGACAGAUGAACUUCAAGUCCAACACUCUGGAGCGCUCAGGCGUGGGGCUGAGCAGCUACCUCUCAGCUGAGAAGGAUGCCAGCUCCAAAACCAGCACUUCUCUGGGAAAGGGUUCCUUCUUGGACAAGAUCUCGCCUAGUGUCCUGCGUAAUUCCCGGCCCCGCCCUGCCUCCUUGGGCACGGGGAAAGACUUUGCAGGUAUCCAGGUAGGCAAGUUGGCUGACCUGGAGCAGGCGCAGAGCUCCAAGCGCCUGUCCUAUCAGGGACAGAGCCGAGACAAGCUUCCUCGACCCCCAUGUGUCAGCGUCAAGAUCUCCCCAAAGGGCGUCCCUGAUGAACAUAGAAGGGAGGCCCUGAAGAAGCUGGGACUGUUGAAGGAGUAGACUCACCACCAGCACUGCCUGCUCUGACCCCACCCCCACCGCACGAGAAGAGACGUAGUCUCGGCUUAGGAGCCUUUGCCACCUCACAA
Messenger RNA from Carlito syrichta (Philippine tarsier), 2162 nucleotides. It is a transcript of the gene CUNH1orf116, whose product is annotated as chromosome unknown C1orf116 homolog. The transcript has 4 exons. The coding region runs from base 247 to 2073 and encodes 608 amino acids. Lineage: Eukaryota; Metazoa; Chordata; Mammalia; Primates; Tarsiidae. The record is from RefSeq and is a predicted model, not a curated record.